This is a messenger RNA of Sphaeramia orbicularis (orbiculate cardinalfish), 1658 nucleotides long. It is a transcript of the gene pxmp2, whose product is annotated as peroxisomal membrane protein 2. The coding region runs from base 552 to 1136 and encodes 194 amino acids. Gene Ontology annotation, cellular component: peroxisomal membrane; cytoplasm. The transcript has 5 exons. The record is from RefSeq and is a predicted model, not a curated record. NCBI's taxonomy places the organism in Eukaryota, Metazoa, Chordata, Actinopteri, Kurtiformes, Apogonidae.
UCUGGGAGGAGGAGGUGUAAAAUGUAAUUAAUAAGCCAAAGUAAUUCAGUGUAUCAAUGUCACUACAUUAAGAAUAAAUGUAAUAGAAGUGAAACUGGGAAAACUAUGAGUUGGAAGAUAUAAAAUAUAGAUCAAGUAUCAAAGAUCUCUGGAUUAUUAGGGAAAGACUCCACUGACAACUACUGUAUCACUUAUUUUGUCUUAGUUAUUUUAUUUUGUUUGUGAAUGUUUAUUGUUUGUCUCUAGAUCAUCUCUUCAUGUAUGUUUUUAGCAUAUUCUGUUGUCUCUGUAUAUGUUUUAUACCUCUGAUGCAUCGACUAUCUGUUGGAAAUUGUAGAAAAAUUAUAGAAAAAAAAAGAUAUAGAUCCUCAAUUUCCGUUUCCUCAUCAAAAAUUGACGUUGACGUGUGGGCGUGGCUCCACUUAUAACGUACUGACGUCAACAGGAAGAGUUGGCAGAGGUCUGAACUACGCCUCUUCAGAGUUUUGGUCAGAUUUUGUUAGUUGUAGUUAGUCCGUGUUUGUAAUGUGAGGGCAGUUAUUAAACUAACAAUGCCUGUUCAAAGCGUGCCAGUCCGGGAUGCGUCCAUUCAUUACCGUUUACUGCAACAGUAUCUGAUUCUCCUGAAGAAAUACCCCAUUCUCACCAAGUCUGUAACGAGUGGCAUCCUCUCAGGUUUAGGGAAUAUUCUAUCUCAGGUUUUGGAAGCCAGAAAAAAAGCCAGAAAUGGAGCUUCAGUCGAGGAGAUUGACACAGCAGGAGUUGCACGAUAUGCAAUUUAUGGGUUGUUUAUCACGGGACCAGUGAGCCAUUACUUCUACCAGCUGAUGGAGGUGUGGAUGCCCAGCACAGACCCGUACUGUAUAAUCAAACGCCUGCUCCUGGAUCGGCUAAUAUUUGCCCCUGGCUUCUUGCUGCUCUUCUACUUAGUUAUGAACCUACUGGAGGCUAAAGGGUGGGUAGACUUUGAAAAGAAGAUGAGAAGUAGUUACUGGACUGCUUUGAAGAUGAACUGGAAAGUUUGGACUCCCUUCCAGUUCAUUAAUGUCAACUUUGUGCCUGUUCAGUUUCGGGUGCUGUUUGCCAACAUGGUGGCCUUAUUUUGGUAUGCCUACCUUGCAUCUGUCAGGAAAUGAAGCAUCAAGAUCUUUUCCACAGGAAACAAAUCUGGCAAAAAUCCUGCUGCCUUGUGACCUUGGUGUGAAAAGGGAGAUAAUACAACCAGGCUAUUAUAAGUCCUAAUGUAUUCCUGUUCCUAAUCUGGAUGGAACUCACAGUGGCACUGAUCAGCUUUUAACCAACUUGCUCAAUGCGUUUUAACCAUUACAAAGUACUACUGAGAUUUUUGAUGUUUGACUGUAAUAACAGAAUGGUAAUAAAAUAAAGUACUCAAAUGAAGUACUUCAGAUCACUGCCAAAAUGUAAAAUGCAAAAGUAAACGCUGACAUAUCUGUGAAGACCAGCCUAUCUUUUAAAUACUGUAAUAAUGAAAGUUUUCCAGAAGACUAUAAAGAAUGCCUUGGUUGUCUUUAUUGUAGUUGGUCUGAACAGGAUAGAGUCCUACUCAGAAUAAAGAUGAAGAAUGGUACAGGAAAUGUUACAGAAUGUGCAAAGUUUCAUUAUUAAUACCUUUAUUUUUAUGUAACAGUGAACAGUUA